AUGCGGACGGCGGUGGCCUUGGCGGUGUCGCUGUCGCUGUGCUGGCUGGGGGCGGCGGGGCACAGCCUGCCCCGGCUUCGUCUGUCCUACCGCGAGCUUUUGGGCACCAACCGCUCCAUCCUCUUCUUCGGUCACAGAGGCUUCCUGGGCUUCCGCUCCCUCUACUUGGAUGAGUACCGGGAUCGGCUCUUCAUCGGGGGGAAGGAUGUGCUCUACUCCCUGCUCCUGGAUGGGGCCAAUGCAGACGCCAAGGAGAUCUACUGGCCACCCCUCCCGGGCCAGACAGAGGAGUGUUUUCGGAAGGGGAAGGAUCCAGGGACUGACUGUGCCAACUAUGUCCGUGUGCUGCAUCCCUACAACCGGACACACUUGCUGGCCUGCGGGACAGGCGCCUUCCACCCUGUCUGCACCUUCGUCUAUGUGGGGCCCCGUGGUGAGCACACCUUCAGCCUGGACCCUGCCAGCGUGGAGACCGGCCGGGGCAGGUGCCCACACGAGCCCAACCGUGCUUUUGCCAGCACCGUCAUCGGUGGGUUGUUUUCCUUGGGAUCCAUGAGCCCCUGGGGUGCUGGGCAGGGAUGGUCCCUGUGCCAGCUGGGUGUUUUUGCAGGUGGGGAGCUGUAUGCCGGCCUCACCGCAGAUUUCCUGGGACGCGAUCCCGGCGUGUUCCGCAGCUUGGGGACCCGCUCUGCCCUGCGCACCGAGGUGGACCAGCGCCUACUCCAUGACCCUAAAUUUGUGGCAGCCCACUUGAUCCCAGACAACGACGACCGGGACAAUGACAAAGCCUACUUCUUCUUCACGGAGAAGGUGGUGGAGGCAGACAGCAAGGAGCACGCCAUUGUCAGCCGUGUGGGGCGUGUCUGCGUGAAUGAUGCUGGUGGCCAGAGGGUGCUGGUCAAUAAGUGGAGUACCUUCAACAAAGCCCGGCUGGUGUGCUCUGUCCCUGGCCCUGGUGGCAUUGACACCUACUUUGAUGAGCUGGAGGAUGUCUUCUUGCUGAGGACGAAGGAUGGGAAGAGCCCAGAGAUAUAUGCCCUCUUCAGCACUGUCAGCCAUGUCUUCCAGGGCUCUGCCGUCUGUGUGUACCGCAUGGCCGACAUCCGGGAGGUCUUCAACGGGCCCUUCGCUCACCGGGACAGCCCCCACCACCGGUGGGGUACCUACGAGGGCAGGGUACCCUACCCACGGCCUGGUGUGUGUCCCAGCAAGACCACCAACCAGCCCCGGCGGCAGUACAGCACCACCAAGGACUUCCCUGACGAGGUGCUGCACUUUGCCCGUGCUCACCCCCUCAUGUACAGGCCCGUGUACCCCUGGCACCGCCGGCCCCUCCUGGUGAAGACCGACCUGCCCCACCGGCUGCACCAGAUCGUGGUGGACCGGGUGGAGGCCGAGGAUGGGCAGCACGAUGUCCUCUUCCUCGGGACAGAUGCUGGCUCAGUGCUGAAGGUGGUGGUCCUGCAGAAGGAAAACUCAGCCACGACUGAGGAAGUCAUCCUGGAGGAGCUGCAGGUUUUUAAGGUUCCUGUGCCCAUUACUCAGAUGGAGAUCUCUGUCAAGCGUCAAACACUCUAUGUGGGCUCCAGCCUGGGGGUGGCCCAGGUACGGCUGCACUGGUGCGAGUCCUACGGCUCGGCUUGUGCCGAAUGCUGCCUGGCCAGGGAUCCCUACUGCACCUGGGAUGGCACUGCCUGCACGCACUACCAGCCUUCUGGCAAGCGCCGCCAGCGCCGCCAGGACACCCGUCAUGGUAACCCUGCACACCAGUGUCUGGACCAGAACCUGACGGUGGAUGAUUUUGAGGCUGUUGAGGAGAAGGUGCUUUAUGGAGCAGAGGACAACAGCACCUUCCUGGAGUGCGUGCCCCGGUCGCCCCAGGCCACCGUGCAGUGGUUUGUCCAGAGGCCCCCCGAUGAGCAGCGGGAUGAGGUGAAGACGGACGAUCGGAUCCUGCAGACGGAGCACGGGCUGCUCUUCCGCAAGCUGCACCGGCACGACGCCGGCACCUACUACUGCAAAACCCUGGAGCACGGCUUCACCCAGACCGUGGCCAAGACGGCCCUGGAGGUGAUCCCUGGUGAGCAGCUGGCACACACCCUCCCCCGGGAGCGGGGAGACGAGCCCCUGCGCCUGCUCUGCUCCGAGCCCCGGCUGCCACCACAGGCUCCCAAAGCCUGGUUCAAGGACAUCAUGCACCUGAUCAGCUCCCAGAACCUGCGGCGGGUGGAGGAGUACUGUGCCCGCCUCUGGUGUGGCGGCCGCUCCCACCACCGCAAGAGCAAGCUAGCCCAGGCCAAGCUGGCCCUGGCUGGAGUGGACGUGGGCAAGAAGGGACGGGUGGCCAAACCCCACAGCGAGAGGAACCGUGUGCCCCGGCAAGUGCCAGCCACUUAGAGAGAGUGGGAUGGUGGACAUGGGGUGGCCGUGGGCGAGCACCAGCUCCCCAUGCUGCUGGCAGCCCUGGGGGCCUCCUGCCCUGGCAAUGCUGCCAGCCUGGUCCCCUCGGAGAGGGUGGAUGGGCAGGUCCCUGUCACCCUUGGUGGCUGCAGGGUCACCUCUGAAAUGGACGGUGAGGUGGGAUGCAUUGUCCCCCCCUUGCUCUUGUUGAGUGAUGUGGCAGGUGGGGGCCAUGGUCCCUGAGUGUGUUGGGGCUUGGCAGGCGUGGUGGCACUGCUGUGCUGUCACCCUAGGAGCUGGCUGGCUUCCUCUGGGAAUAAAGGGGCUGAACAUGGCACCACAGGGAUGGCUUUGGGCUCUUUCCAUGCCAGCCCAGAGCCUGGGGAAGAUGAUGCCUGCUCUUAAGAGGGGAAAAACUGAGCCGUACCCCAAAAAACAUCUGUGUCUAGGAUGAGCCCUGUCACCUGCUGUGACUGGGGAGCCAGAGCUGUGCUGUGCCACCCAAUACAUACCCUGGAGGACAUGGCUCCUUCCUACCUUCCCUUGGCACCAGGACUCACUCAGCAGUGCCUGGGUGCAGCUCCCCAUUUCCCUUCUGUCCCCCUGCCCCCAGCCACAGUUUUAGGAUCAGGGAGAAAAGCAAACGGUUAUGGGCAGGUCAGACCUGUUCCUGGGUAAACAUGGGAGAGGCACUGAUGCCACCCCUGUCACUGUGCCCAGGCAGGAGCGGGGACAGGCAGAAGGAACAGUUUGGGGGGGCUGCACCACAGCUGGGGUGUGUUUCUGCUGGUUGGUGGCCCUGGAGGGUGGGGUGGGACGAGGACAGUUUGGGUGGACUCAUGGUGGCUGGUGGAGCCAAACCAGCACCUGGGGUCUCCCCCCAAAUGCAGGGGCUGGGGUAAGUGCAUGGUGAGGUGCUCCUUGCUUUCCUCCCCCGACAUGAGCUCACUCCUGGUCAGCCCCGGGGUGAUAAAGAUCUGCCCCUUCCUGAGGCAGGGCAGCCCCACACAAUGGUGUGAACUGCGGCCCCGCUGGGACGGGCAUUGUUCAGAGCUGGAGGGACGGGAAAGAAAAAUAAAAAUAAUAAUAAUAAUUAAAAGGCCCUAAAUAGC
Empidonax traillii (willow flycatcher) is the source of this 3512-nucleotide messenger RNA. It is a transcript of the gene SEMA3G, whose product is annotated as semaphorin 3G. Bases 1 to 2397 code for a protein of 798 amino acids. Gene Ontology annotation, molecular function: chemorepellent activity; semaphorin receptor binding. The record is from RefSeq and is a predicted model, not a curated record. NCBI's taxonomy places the organism in Eukaryota, Metazoa, Chordata, Aves, Passeriformes, Tyrannidae. The transcript is spliced from 15 exons. Gene Ontology annotation, biological process: neural crest cell migration; axon guidance; semaphorin-plexin signaling pathway.